AUGACUCUCCCAUAUGACGUUAACUCGGAGCUGCGUGGACAUGAAGGCGCAAUUCGCUGUAUCUCAUCUCUUUCGAAUGAUUUACUACUAACGGGUGCGAUGGACUCAAUUGUGCGCGUUUGGCAACGUGAUGUCAACUAUACUAUAAGUAGAUACAUAUCUAUGGAAAGUGCUACUAUUUAUGACCAUGAACAUUGGAUAACAGCGAGUAUAGCCCUUGAAAAUGGGGGCUACGUAACAGGCAGCAUGGAUAAAAAUAUUCGUGUCUUUGACGUUCAUGGAAAACGUGUAGGGCUGCUAAAAGGACAUAAAGGUGGUGUGAUCUCUCUAGCAGUCUCUAUGGAUAAAAAACUACUGCUCUCUGGUAGUUGGGAUGGCACAGCGCGAGUCUGGAACCUCGAGACGCAGCAGUGUUUACACGUGCUACCAGGCCACGAGAAUGGUGUUUGCGUACUUGGACUUCCAGAUGGAUCGAUAGUCACGGGAUCUACAGGUCAACAAGUGGGCAAUAGUGUGACGGACUUUAAGUUGCGGUUCUGGGCCAAGGACACGUUUACGCUGACAAAGACACAGAUAGACCACCAAGGUCCAAUUCGACAGUUGGUCUUGGUGCCGGAUAUUGGCUUUGUGAGCUGCUCUAAUGACGGGUCUAUAAAGCUACGAACGCUAGAUGGAGGUGUUAUCGCUAGUAUGGAGCACCCAUUGAAUGCAGAAGGAAAACCAGGCUUUGUACUAGGCGUUUGCGUAUUGAGCAACGGACUGUUGGUUUCGGCGAGUGAAGACUGCACGGCACGUGUGUGGUCGGCAGAUGGUGCUCUUGUGCAGACUAUAGAACACCCUGGAGGACUAUGGUGCGUUACGGCAUUGCCCAACGGAGACUUUGCCACAGGCUGCGAUGACAAAAUCGUGCGGGUAUUCACAAGCGACCCAGGGCGGGUAGACCCGGACGCGGCGGCGUCGUUACAGGCAGCAGUUGAAGAAGCUCGGAUUGCAAAGACUCGUGGACCGAGUGGUGUAGAGAUCGAGGCGCUCCCCAAUUACGACCAUCGUGCGAGUGUCAAUGGGACCUCAGAUGGUCAAAUUCAGAUGUUCCGUCGCGGCACAAAAGCGUGGGCUUGCCAAUGGAGUGGUCCGUCCCGAACUUGGAUCGAUAUUGGCGAGGUGACUGGUACUGGCGGUGGGGGGUGUAGUUGA
This is a messenger RNA of Peronospora belbahrii, 1194 nucleotides long. The record is from the annotation of a GenBank genome assembly. NCBI's taxonomy places the organism in Eukaryota, Oomycota, Peronosporomycetes, Peronosporales, Peronosporaceae.